UUUUUUAUGUUUUCAAAACGUUAUCAUUUUCGAAGUAGCUGGUACAUAAAUCAUGGCGACGCUAACUGGUUUUACAAAACUAUUUAAUUUUGUUACCGGUACUUGUAUUCGGAGGAUUCUCCCGGCUCCAAUAUGCAAGCAAUACUAUCCAAUACCAAAGUUAUGGGAAGUCAAAGUAGCAGAUUAUCGUACUGCAUAUAGGCCACCUUGGUUUCCGGUACCACCUAGCUAUCAAGAAGUAGUACCUGAAUGCGAUGACAGAGCAGAAGAAGUAUCUGCUGUGAUAAAUGAAAUUAAUAGACAGAUAACUACUAAAUCAACUGGCCGCUUAUUUGCAAUUGUAUAUAUAUGUGGAAAACAAUUCAAAGUCACAGAAAGUGAUGUUAUAAUUGUUACUGGUCAUUGGGCACCGCAACCAGGAGAUAAAUUAAAUUUAGAGAAAGUUAUGCUUGUUGGCAGUAAAGAUUUCACACUUAUUGGAAAGCCUAUUCUCAAUAGAGAACUGGUAUCAGUUAAUGCAACUGUAAUUGAAAAAACUUUAUCCCACACGAUUUUCCGUUUCAGAAGAAGGCAAAGAAAACAAUUUCGUAGACUAAACUUUUACAGAACACAUCAAACAGCAUUAAGGAUAAACUCCAUAACUAUCAAUGGAGAUGUAGAAAAGAAGAAAGAAGUUGAAGGUUUAGAUAGAAUAUACUGAAGUAUAAAUGCAAUACUAUAGCAUACUUUGAUAUGUUCUUAAAAAGCCAUAACAAUAAAUUAUCUGUUAAUUUAAGUAA
This is a messenger RNA of Megachile rotundata (alfalfa leafcutting bee), 779 nucleotides long. It is a transcript of the gene mRpL21, whose product is annotated as mitochondrial ribosomal protein L21. The record is from RefSeq and is a predicted model, not a curated record. Lineage: Eukaryota; Metazoa; Arthropoda; Insecta; Hymenoptera; Megachilidae. Gene Ontology annotation, biological process: translation. Gene Ontology annotation, cellular component: ribosome; mitochondrial large ribosomal subunit. Gene Ontology annotation, molecular function: RNA binding; structural constituent of ribosome.